Messenger RNA from Setaria italica (foxtail millet), 1678 nucleotides. RefSeq lists its product as uncharacterized. Lineage: Eukaryota; Viridiplantae; Streptophyta; Magnoliopsida; Poales; Poaceae. The record is from RefSeq and is a predicted model, not a curated record. Gene Ontology annotation, biological process: regulation of DNA-templated transcription. Gene Ontology annotation, cellular component: nucleus. The transcript has 8 exons. The coding region runs from base 1 to 1458 and encodes 485 amino acids.
AUGGCGCCCUCGUCGCCCCGCCGCGAGGCGCCGCCGGCCAAGAGCCCCGAUGCGCCGCCCGAGCAAAAGAAGAGGAAGACUCCGCCGCCGCAUCCGCCCGAGGCCAAGCGGAAGCCCGUGCCCUUCCAGCGCACGUGGCCCCCCGGCGACGAGGUCCGCAUCCUGGAGGCCCUCGCCGCGCACCGCCGCGCCCACGGCGGCGACCUCCCAAAGCCCGCCGUGCUCUUCGCGGCGCUCGAUGGGCACCUCGAAAGGAAGGGCGUUGGCGCCAGGAAGAUAAUGGAGAAGCUACGCAGCUUCAAGCGCCGCUACGUUCUUGACGCCAAGAAGACCGCACCGCCGGCGGGUGAGCACGAGCGCCGCCUUUACCUCCUCUCCAGGGACGUCUGGGCCGGCGACUCCCCGCCCAAACCACCACCCGUCGCUCAGGCGAAAAGCCUCACACCGCUGAAGGCACAGACCGCCGAAGAUACCAAGGACAGUAAGGACGCAAUCCAAGCCAAGAGCGCCAGCGAACCAGCCGGCAAGGACUUGCCCAAGCCCAGGACUUUGGCAGAGAUGCGUGAGAUAUACCCCUACCUUGUUGGUGAGGCCAUGAUCCUCAUGGAUCCGCCGAUCCUCCAGGAACUCCUCCCCAGCAUUGAAGAGAACGUGGCCCGGACAUUGAACAAGAAGAUCAAGAAGGCGAGGAAGAAGCUCACCAAGGCCAUUAAUGAAUCGGCAAGAAUGAAAAACAUGGAAACACCCACAGUUUUUCUGUGCCAAUCAACUAAGCUUCAACUACAAAAGCCAACAUUGGACAAAACGGAUGGUGAGGAUAUUUGUGAUCAAGGACGAUUUGCACAACUGGAGCGUGAAGUAGCGGAAUUGAGACAGAUUCUCAUGGCUUCUCAAUGUCAGGGUAAAAAACAUGAAUACGCAGAGAGUGGUGUUCUGUCAGUCAUAGCUGAAAAUCAGAUUUCAUGCAAUAUAAAAGUGCCAAAUGGCUUGCCCCAUAGAAAGAAUGAGGUGGUUACAUCGAAGUUUAAAUUCGAGGGUGUCCUUCCAAGCAAUGUCCCGCGUGAUAAUAUGAAACUGCAAGGGUUGAUAAAGCCACCAUGUAAUGCGUUUCAUGGUAGGACGAGGAAGAUUGACGCACAUAGUCAGACUCGACGCAAUGUGGGUGGCAAAGAGGUUGUCUUGCUUUCAGUAGUAAGACCACAUAUUCCAGUAGGCAAAGCUAUUCUUGAAAACAGUUCUCAAUCUACAAUAGUAGGUGGCAUGACACUUGGAACCCAAUGGUGUAAGGUGUUUCUAAGUGAAGUAUUGCAAAGGGAUGCUGCACUGAUUCACCCAAAUGGGGAGAUGAUGAAGCUGUCAGAUGCACUUAAACGUUCCAUUGCAUGGCCAAGUUCCCUAAUCAAAGAUAGUGCCAUUAAAAAGGCAGCACCUCACCGACCUUCCCAUCAAGGUCAUUGACAAAGCACCUUCUGCAACUGAGAUGGUAACAUGGAUGUGGAUAGUAACAUAUCAUGCUUUUGAUCUCCAAAUAGGGUAGGUUAUUUGGGUAUGAAUGUUCGAAGGAAAAAAAAUCUUGGUACACCUGGACGCAUCGUUUAUUUGGCUUUUGUUCAUAUGGGUGAAAAAUGUGUGCUGCUACUAUCUACGAUGCAAUUGGAGAAAUAACUCUAAUGAUAUG